UUUAAAAUAACAGAAAAGAUAAAUCCCGAGACAUUAAAAUGCUUUAUUAUAUGACAUAACCACAUUGCGAGAUUACAAACAUCUUGCUUUUAAGAAUAAAACCAUAAAAACCGAUUAAAACAUUUUACCCUUCACCUACUAGUAUUCGCAUUUAGUUUUACAGAAACUUUGCAAUGGAUAGGAACUUUGUUUUGUGUAGCACUAUUGUUUGUUGUGUUGUGUUGAUGGUUGCCGUCUUACCGUCCGUAGCUGAUGAAUGUAGUGGGGAUAGUUGUAGAAAUGUGAUUUCAAUGCCGUUGGUGGAUGACAUGAAAGCUACAUUAAAGGCUGAUUUAGAUGUUACAAAUAUGAACAAUCAUUUGAAGGCCUACAUCGAACAAGAGAUACAGAAGGGUUUUGAAGCAGCCAUGAACGAUGUCAUGAGACAGCUGAUUGAUAAGAAACUGGAAAUGGUUAAUGCAACAAUAGAAGCGACGAUGCAUGAAGAGAUUUAUAACAAACUGGCUAUGGUCAAUGCUACAGUAGAGGCAACGAUGCACGAAGAACUUACACGAUUUGGCGUUACCUAUAUCAGAUGGGGAAGAAAAGGUUGUCCUGAUGGUGCUGAACUAGUAUAUACAGGCCAAGCUGGUGGUAACAAAUACAAUAAUGAAGGCGGUGGUGUUAAUAAUCUUUGUCUUCCAAAUGAUCCAGAAAAUGGAGAACACCAGCUAUACGACAAUUCUCAGGUUCAUGGUGCUGAAUAUUAUAUAAAUUCAGAUAGGAAACCACAUGGAAUGUCGGACAAUUUGAGAUAUAAAGAGGUGCCAUGUGUUGUCUGCUACAGGAAGCAGAGGUCUUCUAUACUUAUAGUCCCUGGCAGAAAAACCUGCUAUAAAGACUGGAAUGUUGAAUAUGAAGGAUACUUAAUGGCCAAUCAUUACAUCCAAAAAAGGACUAAUUACGCAUGUAUUGAUGUAAAUGCCGAACCAUUCGACAGUAGAUCAUCCCAUGAAAGUAAUAGUGUUCUCUUCUAUCCAAUAAGAACCAGCUGUGGUAGUUUGAGAUGUCCCCCAUACACCGAAGCGGCAGACGUUUAUUGUGUGGUAUGCACCAAGUAA
This is a messenger RNA of Mytilus trossulus (common blue mussel), 1100 nucleotides long. RefSeq names its product short-chain collagen C4-like. The transcript is spliced from 4 exons. The record is from RefSeq and is a predicted model, not a curated record. NCBI's taxonomy places the organism in Eukaryota, Metazoa, Mollusca, Bivalvia, Mytilida, Mytilidae. The coding region runs from base 174 to 1100 and encodes 308 amino acids.